Molecule: messenger RNA, 630 nt
Organism: Saccharomycodes ludwigii
Lineage: Eukaryota; Fungi; Ascomycota; Saccharomycetes; Saccharomycodales; Saccharomycodaceae
Gene: DPB4
Product: DNA polymerase epsilon noncatalytic subunit
Exons: 1
Coding region: 1-630 (209 amino acids)
Biological process (GO): leading strand elongation; DNA damage response; heterochromatin formation
Cellular component (GO): CHRAC; epsilon DNA polymerase complex
Molecular function (GO): protein heterodimerization activity; chromatin DNA binding
Source: RefSeq, a predicted model, not a curated record
AUGCCGCCAAAAGGUUGGAGAAAAGAUUCUUCUGGCAAUUAUCCACAAAAAUCAUAUGCUAAAGAACAACAACAAAUCUCCAUAAAUGAUUUAUUAUUUCCCAAAGCAACCAUAGUAUCAUUAGCCAAGAAGUAUAUGAAGAAAGAGACCGCUAUUCAAGGCCAGGAAGAUGCACAUGACGAUGAUGCUCCUCGAAAGUUAAUUAUGAGCAAAGAUAGCACAUUGGCACUACAACGUAGUGCUACUGUUUUUGUCAAUUAUUUACUUAUACAUGCUCGAGCUUUUGCUCUUAAUAAAAAUAAAAAAUCAAUUUCAGCGGAUGAUAUUAGGUCUGCUCUAGAAGAAAUAGGAUUUGGUGGGGGAUUUGUUGACAUAUGUGAUGAACUAUUGGAUAAAUAUAACGAAACUGUUAAUGAUAAGAAAUUGCUAAAACAAAAAGAAAAGGAAACUGUUGGUAACAAUGGAGAGGAGGAAGAGGGAGAAAAGGAGGAAGGGGAAGAAAAAGAGGAAGAGGGAGAAAAGGAGGCAGAGGAACAAAAUGAAAAAGAAAGAAAAUCUAAUGAUAUAGAUGAAAAUCAUGAGGAAGAUGGCAAUAGUAGCGAUAGCUCCAAAAAACCUAGAUUAUCAUAA